GUAUGAUUCCACUUCUUAGCGGGUGCUUUAAUUAUUGUUCAACAAUAGGUAGCGCUGCACAAGACCUUAAUAUAUUUCAAAUGACCGUCCCAAAUGAUGUUGCUCUAUAUGAGCUUGCAAUCAAAGCGGGAGUUCCUAUGGAUAACAAAGUUUUUAGAAGAGUAUAUGGCUUGAUUGCACUGGGUUGCAGUCCAGAUGUCAUUUUUUCAAUGUUAAAAUAUCUCACAUCUGUGCAUUUAAACAAUUCUACAGAAUUAGUCGAUCAUAAUUCAAUAUCCAAUGUUAGUACAACUACUAGCAGGAGUACUGGACAACAUCAUCAGGUGAAUAGAUCGGAAUUCGUGGCAAGUCGAAAUUUAGAAUCACGACAAAGUUUUCGUAGUACUUUUAGCGACUGUGAUCAAUAUCUUAAUGGACAGAAUUAUGAAUUAUGUAAAAUGCUACCAAAUAAACCGAGAGUUUCACAACAUCAUCCACAUUCAAAACCAAACUUAUAACACUAUACUACGAACUAGUAUAAGUAUAUUGUGUCAAGAUUUUAUGUUUUUUACAGUCAAACUAUUUUUAAUUCAUAAUGUUGGCUUUUUUCAGAAAUUUAUUAAUGUUUAUAAAGGCUUUAUUUUGUACCUCCUACAUCAAUUAGUUUAUUCAAGAGAUCUGAUCAUAAAUAUCUCUACAAGAAAAAACGGUAUUCUCCAGAACAACAUGCGAUGCUUCGCUUCUCAUUCAAAUAAACGAGGAGAAAAGUAUUCACCUCAUUCAUUAUAACCGAACAGUUAUAAUCAACGGUCUGGCCUAAAUGUUUGUCAUAUCACGUUAUACUACGUCGACAUAACAAGCGAAAAGUAACAGGAUAGAUACCUAAAGUUAAAGUAAUAGCAGUAGUAUCAAUAACAGUAGGGAAGAUUAAGGAUCGAAAAUGUAGUCCAAAAAUAGAAUGAAUUCAUCGAAUACAAAGUCUAGACUCGAGUAAAAAAGGACGAAUGUCAUAGCAGAAUAAUAUGAGUUCAUUUGUUUCGUGGUUUCUCUUCAACUGCUUACAACCUAAAACCAUAGUAUUAAUCAUUAAAAUGAAGCAAGUGUACAUAAUCCACACCGAAAAUGUCUAGAAUAAAUUGAGUAAAUAUGUGGAGAUAGGGAAAUUUAUGGAGACGCUUAUUUAUAAGUUAGAUAUAUGAAUAUUCUAGAAGAGGAUGGAGAUGGGAUAAUUCUUGAAAUCGAAGAUAGAUAAUGUAAUAUAGACCAGCUGAGUGAAGCUCAGAAAUAAGAAUGAAGAUACUAAAAAUUUUAGUUAAAAUUUACGGGAAACAGUCCUACUUAAUCUUAAAAAAAUAAGGUUAGCAGGGCAAAACAAGAUUGGUAACUUUUUUUUGAGGAUGCAUAAAUUGCGUCUAAAUCGUUUGACUGCAACAGAUUCGGCAAGGAGUUAUGGUUUCGACUCCCUUUGUUUAUUUUAAAAGAUUGUGAAACUUGAACAUUAUGUUGAAUGUUGAGCAAAUGCAUUGUUGAAAAUUUCUUGUCCGUCAAGUCUCAAAUUUUAUAGAAUACUCAGAUGCUGAUACAAACCCUCCUUUCUGUUCUUCUGGCGUGUGUGCUUUAAAAAGUACAUGUAACUUCGUUUAAACUAGACGUUUCUGAUUGAGAUUAUGUGUACUUGUUUCGUUCUAAUGAUUAAUACUAUGGUUUUUGGUUAUAAGUAGCUGAGGAGAAUUCACGAAAUAAAUGAACUCAUGUUCUUUAUUCAAAUUUAUAAAUAAUUCAUAUAAUUGUAUGAAAAGUCUAAAAUAUUAAGUUAGAAGAAGUGAUUACACGUGUCAUUGCGACCGAUCCUGAGUGAAAUAAUUCAACAUUUUCAACCACUGGACAUAAUCUUGCUGAUCCUAAUCAAGUAAUCUCCAAUUACAAACAUGGUUCAGACCAACUGUCAGUGACUUCAUUAACUGAUGUCACGUUUCAGGUAAUCCGCCCAUAACUUCCUAAUUACUCUUACAUCAGCCAUAAUGGCUCACUAAUAGGUGGCGGU
This is a messenger RNA of Schistosoma rodhaini, 2023 nucleotides long. NCBI's taxonomy places the organism in Eukaryota, Metazoa, Platyhelminthes, Trematoda, Strigeidida, Schistosomatidae. The record is from the annotation of a GenBank genome assembly.